Aspergillus tanneri is the source of this 1047-nucleotide messenger RNA. RefSeq names its product zinc-binding alcohol dehydrogenase family protein. The record is from RefSeq and is a predicted model, not a curated record. NCBI's taxonomy places the organism in Eukaryota, Fungi, Ascomycota, Eurotiomycetes, Eurotiales, Aspergillaceae. The transcript has a single exon. Gene Ontology annotation, molecular function: oxidoreductase activity, acting on NAD(P)H. The coding region runs from base 1 to 1047 and encodes 348 amino acids.
AUGCCUCAAAAAGCUAUUGUGGUUACAGCCCCCGGCAAAGCCUCCCUCGUAUCAGACCGUCCUCUCCCCGCCCUACGCGAUGACUAUAUUCGUGUCAAAACCAUCAGCGUCGCAUUAAACCCGACAGACUGGAAAGGCAUCGACCAGCGGGGCGCCAUCGGAGGCAUCGUGGGAUGCGACUACGCCGGCAUCGUAGAGGAAGUCGGUCCCGCAGUGUCCAACUCCUUCUGCAAAGGUGAUCGCAUCUGCGGCUUCGCCCACGGCUGUAACAACCUGCAACUGGAAGACGGCGGCUUCGCAGAACAUAUCGUGGUUAAAGGCGCCGCGGCGAGUCCUAUCCCGGACUCUUUGAGCUACUCAGAAGCAGCCACACUGGGGGUUGGUAUCGCCACUGUUGCUCUCAUGUAUCAGAGUCUGGGACUGGCUCUACCUUCUCGUCCGAUUUCGUCAACCGAGCCUGAACCUAUCCUUAUAUAUGGUGGUUCAACAGCCACAGGAUCCCUGGCUAUCCAAUUCGCUAAGUUAUCAGGCUACACGGUGCUGACGACCUGUUCACCGCGGAAUUUUGACUUCGUCACGCGGCUGGGAGCGGACGUUGUUUUCGACUAUCAUGACCCCAACGUCGCAAAUACCAUCCGGGAAUUGACGAAGGAUAACCUCCGACACGUCUUCGACACGAUCAGUCUCAAGGACACAGCCCGGUUCUGUGACGCCGCGCUGUCGACUCACGGUGGGGAGUACGUUUCCCUGUUAUUGAGUGGUAUUGAGAGGGAGAAUGUCCGGGACCGAUGCAUCGUUGCGUAUACCACCCUCGGUGAGUACUUUACGUACGGUCCUAUCGAGGUCCCUGCGAAGCCGGAAGACGUGUCCUUUGCUGCGAAUUUCUGGAAGCUUGCGUACGGCCUGUUGGACGAAGGGAAGGUAAGGCCUCAUCCGCAGAGGAUUGGAAAGGAAGGGCUGCAGGGUGUGUUGGAGGGAUUGAAGCUGAUGAAGGAUGAGAUGGUUAGUGGGGAGAAACUGGUGUAUAAUGUGGCAGAUACUCCAUGA